Astrephomene gubernaculifera is the source of this 1198-nucleotide messenger RNA. Lineage: Eukaryota; Viridiplantae; Chlorophyta; Chlorophyceae; Chlamydomonadales; Astrephomenaceae. The record is from the annotation of a GenBank genome assembly.
GCCGCCUCCUGCUGCUGCUGGGGAGGAGCAGAAGGAGGAGGCGGGGGUAGGCGGGGCGGUGGCGCUGGUGGGGCAGGGGCAGGAGGCGGGGAGUCGCAGUCGCCGCAGCAGCGUAGAGGGACCCAUGGGUCGCUCCCGGCGCCGCUCCUCCUCCUCCCGCCGCUCCUCGCUGCUGCUGGAGCCCACCUCCUCCUCCCGGCGCCGCUCCCCCUCCUGGACCCUGCACAUCAACGGCAAGGCGUUGCUGCCCUCCUACGCCAACUUGGUUAGGUUCAUGGCUCCCUUCGCGCUGUGGAACGCGGCUGUGGUGAUCAUCUACGCGGUGUCGCUGGCCAAGUUAAGCGACAUGCAGGGCCCGCUGGCCUCCCUCAACAUGGCCUCCCACGUUAUCUACCGCUACACGCGCAUGCGAGCCCGCGCCUGGGGCUUCGUCAUGCAGGACGACCCGGGCGCAAAGGCGGCGUGGCGGGAGAUGUUCAAGAGCGAGCUGAGGUUGUUUGAGAACGAGUACAACGUGAUGAUGUACGGAGGGGUGGCGCUGUCGCAGUCCAACAACUCCUUCCACGAGGAGGUGCCCGCCAGCACCUUCCAGUCCGCCGCCUUCGCGCAGGAGUUCUUCAAGCAGAAGGCGUGCUUCCGCUGGGACCCCUCGCUGUGCUUCGCGCAGGGACACAAGUACUAUGCGGUGACCCACAACGGGCUGGAUGUGAUGGUACGGCGGGUGAUCCAGGAGGCCACGCUGCUGUCCCUGGACCCGGACAGCGACGCGGUGUACAACAGAUCCAGAUACGACUUCAUACACAUGGUUGGCGGUCGGGACUGCUACGAGGGGCUUCAGAGCGCCGCGCAGUUGUUCGUGGACUUCUCCAUCGGGCGCUACCAGCAGGUCACCCGCCUGCACAUGAUCCUGCUAGCUGUCACCUGCGCCGGCGCUGUGCUGUAUGUGGUGCUGCUGCUGUGGCCGCACCUGCGCCGCACGCGCAGGGACGCGCUGCGGCAGGGCGCGCUGCUCAGCCACGUGCCCGCGGAGGUGGACGUGAGGGGGCACGUGCGGGCGGUGUUCAGGCGGGCGGCGCUGACGGCGGGCGGCAGGAGCAGGAGGAGCAGCAGCGGUUUCGGGGGAGAGCCACCGGGCAGCAGCGCGUGAGGGGUAAAGAGGAAACAACUAACUGACUGAGGGAUAAGCCGCCAACAUGGG